UUUGCUAAUCGGGCGUGAUUACACGACAACGGGGCUUGAAUGAAGUAGGAUUUGAAACUUGGACCUAUCCCUCGUGUCUUCAAGAACAAACUGUAGUGUGUCAGUGUGUGUGGAAUUGAAGAGAGAAACUUCAAAAACAUUUCUUGCUACGAUGUUUCAGUGGUAUGUACCAAUCGUUGUCUGCUCUGCCACCGGCUAUCGGUGUUUCAACUCGGCGUUGGAUGUGCUACCGAUACCCGCACCUCCCGGGAAGUAUUCAGGGAAAGAACGGUACAGAUGGAGGAAUGCCAUCACAUCGUUAUUCAACUCUGCAUUGAUGUCUGUAAUCACACUGUACUGUUGGUUUAGCCAUCCACAAAUAUGGACGGACCCAAUGGGAGACUUUCCAACGCUAGGUGGCAGCAGACUGAGAACAAUGGAUUUACCCGGUAAGUCUGCUGCCCUCUAUCGUCCCAGAAAGUCUCCCAUUGGUUAUAACUCGGUUGUUGCUGACGCUGGCUUGGCUGUAAUGUCUGGGUAUGUGUUGUACGAUACCUACGACAUUCUGAUGUACACUGAUCUAUCCAAGGUGUUUGCACUUAUUACACAUCACGUUACUGUUGCUGUUGUAAUAUUUAUGGUGAGCUACGAAACAAUAGGGAUCGGCGUUUUAUACAUCGCGCUCUUGACUGAAGUACACGCCAUCUUCCUUCACUCACGUCAGCUCCUCAUCAUGUACGGUGUCUCAAAGAGCUCCACUCUGUAUAGCGUCCAUAAAUCCAUAAACCUCGUCACGUUUGUGGUGUUACGUCUCGUGCCGUUACUGUUCGCUUUGUACUGUUUUUGCACGAUGAUAAACCGCAACUUCUUCGCACUGUACUAUAUUCUACCGUGUUUUUCGGCGGUGAUAUGUACGAUUAACUUCGUGUUGCUGUGGAGGCUACUCCGCAGCGAUUUCUUAGUUACGAACGGCAAAGACGGAAACAUUCUUGAAGACUGAGGGUGAUAAACGCGUACCGAUUUAUUUUUUUUAUUUUUUAUUUAAGCCAUUGGACACUAUAGGUAAACAGUAUUGUCCAAGGCCCAC
This is a messenger RNA of Asterias rubens (European starfish), 1066 nucleotides long. RefSeq names its product TLC domain-containing protein 2-like. The record is from RefSeq and is a predicted model, not a curated record. The transcript is spliced from 5 exons. Gene Ontology annotation, biological process: phospholipid homeostasis; plasma membrane organization; membrane assembly. Gene Ontology annotation, cellular component: plasma membrane. NCBI's taxonomy places the organism in Eukaryota, Metazoa, Echinodermata, Asteroidea, Forcipulatida, Asteriidae. Bases 152 to 979 code for a protein of 275 amino acids.